Messenger RNA from Gadus macrocephalus (Pacific cod), 1726 nucleotides. RefSeq lists its product as uncharacterized. The record is from RefSeq and is a predicted model, not a curated record. The transcript is spliced from 2 exons. The coding region runs from base 82 to 1113 and encodes 343 amino acids. NCBI's taxonomy places the organism in Eukaryota, Metazoa, Chordata, Actinopteri, Gadiformes, Gadidae.
CUCUCUCUCUCCAGUGUCGUCGUGGGUAAGGGUGCAGGAGCGGCACAGUACCCAACCCUCAGCAGGGUCGUCGAGGCCAUCAUGUUGGAGCUGUGCCGCGUCCACAGCAGCGACGCCAAGACCAUCGCCGGGGCACGCCUCAACCGCUGGGGUGCCGUCAUGAGGGAUUACAAAUUCAUCCAGGACAACGUGGUCAACUGUCCUGCCCUCAUGGCGAGCACCCGCAUCCAGCUGUAUGACGUGAACCAGCGGACCCUGUCCAUGUGGCAAAACACCAGGGAAAAAAGCAUGAUGAGGGACACCCUCUCCCUCGCAGUCCCGGGGCCCAGCGCUCCCCAGACUGCAGCGGAGCCCCUGUCGGCCCCACGGACUCUGCUGCAGCAGCCCCAGCAGCCAGACCAGCCCCUCCAGCACCACCUGCCCGCGGAUGCCUCUGGUCUGGCUGCAACGAUCAGAGGGCCGCUGGCCCCGGAGCUCUAUGACCUCGUGGUGGAGCAGCAGAGUGCCGCCGCCGCCGCCGCCGCCACCGCCGCCGCCCCCCCGGACCUCAGCCCGCUCUCAGCCGCGGCCACCGCUCCAGCCAUUGCCGCUCCAGCCGUCGCCAUUGGUGGAGCCAUGUCCCGCACCACUGCCUGGAGGCACAGGGUCCUGGAGGAGAAGGAGCGUCGUGCCCGGGAGCUAGGGGUCUACCUCAAGCCCCUUAAAAAGGUCUCGGGCUUUACCUGCAAGCGCUGUGGCCAGCAUAAGACCAGGGAGAACGGCCACAGCCGCUACAAGCGGGAGACCUUUUGCGCCCGGGCCGACGGGGGAACGGUGGAGCAGUGGCGUCGUGAUCGGCUGGCCAGAGACCGCGAGGCCCCCCCCCCCGCCGCCACCCUGACAUUCUCUCCCCCCCCCCCCCCCCCAGCAGCAGUGUGGAGCUGGCUGUGUAGAGGGACCACCAGCCAUUGUAAAUUAUGUAUAUAUAUAUAUAUAAACAGCCUACCGUUACCGAAAGACUCUGUGUCGUUUGUGUGGAAGAAAGAACGAUUUUUGCUCAAAUCACAUCACAAAAAGAAAACACGCCUUAAAAGCUGGUUGAAAAAAAGCCAUUCUUUAUUAAACAAUGUAUAAAUUAACAACACAUAAAAGAGGGUUGCUAAAAGUCAUUCUUUUUUCCAGAUCAUGCAUACGCAUCCAUUAAUUUCUGCUACCUUUUUGGCUGUCCGAGUAUUUUCCUUAAAUCAUGUCUUUAACUGCCACACACAUACACACACACACACACACACACAACACUUCAAACAGCAUGAUGGACAAACACACAUCACACACAUCUAUCAUGACAGUAGCAGUGGGAAAUAGAACUGAAGCGCAGAGAGCCCCCCCAACACCCUGAGUUCAUUUCACACCUCCAACUUGGACUCUUGUCUAUCAGGAUGACUGAUCAAGCUAAGACAAAAGAUCAGACAGGGCAGCUGGCCUCGGGAAAGUCUUCCCCGUGUGCAGGUGAAGGUGAAGGUCCACCCCUUUCCCGUACAAGGUUCAAAUAGGGCUGCAGGAGAUGCCUCUAAACCACACUACGAUGGAAGCCACGAACAGCAACCUCGGAGCGCAGCCUGAGCCAGAGGCCGUGGAACCAGAAGGUGUGUAUCUAACUUGCUAAAUUGGUGUGUGUGUGUGUGUGUGUGUGUGUGUGUGUGUGUGUGUGUGUGUGUGUGUGUGUGUGUGUGUGUGUGUGUGUGCACAU